UACACUCAUGCCGUCGUUCCCUCAGGCCUAACACCAAACAACCCGCUCCCUGCAAGCCUGAACCCAAACAGCCCCAUGGCGAGCAUCCCCUAUUAAAGCGGAGCACCCAUCAUGCACACAGCGAAAUCACAGGAGCGGAGAACUUGUAAACCUGAAGCGGAAGGAAGCAAGGAGCGACUGUGAGGCAGCGAUGUCUGGCCUUGGUGGAGUCGGGAGCAUUGGCGGAGGCGGCGACGGCAGAAGCCAAGGCUUGGGGGGCAAGGCCAAGCUGCUCGCGCUCGGCAAGGGACUCCCUGAACAAGUUCUACCCCAGGAGAAGCUCGUGGAGACCUACCUCCAGGACACCAGCUGCGACGAUCCCGCCACCAGGGCCAAGCUCGAACGCCUCUGCAAGACCACAACAGUGAGGACAAGGUACACUGUCAUGUCGAAGGAGCUCCUGGAUGAACACCCAGAAUUGAAGACAGAAGGCACUCCAACAUUGACGCCACGGCUUGACAUCUGCAAUGCCGCGGUGCUUGAACUUGGUGCUGCUGCAGCUCGUGCCGCCCUUGGUGAGUGGGGCCGUCCGGCAGCUGAUAUUACCCACCUGGUCUACAUCUCCUCCAGCGAGCUUCGCCUCCCAGGGGGUGAUCUUUUCCUGGCAACCCGUCUUGGCCUCUCUCCAAACACAGUGCGCACAUCCCUUCUCUUCCUUGGCUGCUCAGGUGGUGCUGCCGCCCUCCGCACUGCCAAGGACAUUGCAGAGAACAACCCAGGGAGCCGUGUCCUUGUAAUAGCGGCGGAGACAACUGUGUUGGGCUUCCGGCCGCCAAGCCCUGAUCGUCCUUAUGACCUUGUUGGUGCUGCUCUGUUUGGUGAUGGUGCAUCAGCUGCAAUUAUUGGAGCAAGCCCUAUCAAAGCAGAAGAGGAUCCUUUCUUGGAGCUUGAGUUCUCAACCCAGGAGUUCCUACCAGGGACAGACAAGGUAAUUGAUGGCAAAAUCUCAGAGGAAGGGAUUAACUUCAAACUGGGGCGUGAUUUGCCUGAAAAGAUUGAAAGCCGCAUAGAAGGCUUCUGCAGGAUACUCAUGGACAAGGUUGGGAUAAAGGAGUUCAAUGAUGUAUUUUGGGCUGUGCAUCCCGGUGGACCAGCAAUAUUGAACAGGCUGGAGGUUUGUCUUCAACUUGAGCCAGAUAAACUCAAGAUCAGUAGAAAGGCCCUGAUGAACUAUGGGAAUGUGAGCAGUAACACAGUCUUCUAUGUGCUGGAGUAUUUGAGGGAUGAAUUGAAGAAAGGGGCAAUAAGGGAAGAGUGGGGAUUGAUCUUGGCUUUUGGCCCAGGCAUCACAUUUGAAGGACUGCUAGUUCGGGGCAUUAACUGAAAUUGAAGGAGAUCCAAGUAGGUUACUACCAGAUAUAUGGAAAGGUCACAAACAAGCUUUACAUGGCACGGUAGCAUUUCACAAUUAUAAUUAUACAGUGUAAGGAUAGCAAUUCGCGACUAUAAUUAUAUACUGUAAGAAUAUCAUAAGCAUAGCGUCUUGAUGAUUUCUGUUCACUACAUACUCAGUACUUUGUAAUUUUAUGCUUUAUGCUAUCAAUUAUCAAACAAUGUCAGUUACUCGA
Triticum urartu is the source of this 1607-nucleotide messenger RNA. Its product is annotated as type III polyketide synthase 21. Gene Ontology annotation, molecular function: acyltransferase activity, transferring groups other than amino-acyl groups. Gene Ontology annotation, biological process: polyketide biosynthetic process. NCBI's taxonomy places the organism in Eukaryota, Viridiplantae, Streptophyta, Magnoliopsida, Poales, Poaceae. The record is from RefSeq and is a predicted model, not a curated record.